This is a messenger RNA of Rubroshorea leprosula, 765 nucleotides long. The record is from the annotation of a GenBank genome assembly. NCBI's taxonomy places the organism in Eukaryota, Viridiplantae, Streptophyta, Magnoliopsida, Malvales, Dipterocarpaceae.
CAGUUUAGUACGUGAAUUGAGUGCUCGAUUUUAUGCGAGUGAGGUAAGUAAAUUAUGGUAACGCCCUUUGAUUUUAAAAGCAUGUUUUGAUUUGUUUUUGAAGUGGUGGCGAGACUAAACCCGUUUUACACAAGUAUGACUGAUUUGAAGUGAAAUGUUUUAUACUUUUCACUAAAUUGAGCAUGCCUACUUGAAAGUGAUUGUGAACUGUCCUGAUGAUCUGAAAGUGAUUGUGAAUUGUGAUUUUCCUGUUAACUUCUGCCUGUUUUGUCUUCGAUGUGGUCAUGUUAUUCGUGACCCUGCUAGUGAGGGAGGUUAUAAACACUAGCACAUGUCAACAUGUAGUGAUAGAGCCGGUUCGUUCAACCCAGCUAGUGGGGGUUAUACACAAGCAAAUCGUGGCCCUGCUAGUGGGGAUUAUACACUGGCCGUGACCUAUAGAGGAGACGUCCAUUUCGUUCCUGUACUGUAUCCGAUUUGCGUGAUUGCACAUGUUGGCAUGCUAUAAGUUUAAUAAUGGGCACUCCAUAUUUACUUACUGAGUUUAUCUCAUAGUUUUUCCUUGCCCACCAUUUCAGGAAGUGAAACCGAGGACGAGGAAACCACGGGAAGUGACGAGUUAGAAGGCUAGCCAUAUUGUAAUUGGAUAUAGAUUUUCAAAAUAAAUCAUGAUCUUGUAAGCUAGAGUGUAUUUGGAGAUUUAUGAUCGGAGAAAUCUUAUAAUUUGAUCUUCAGAUUUUGAUGGUAUCAGAUUGUGGUGUGAUA